AUGGCUGAGUGCUAUAACCUUCCUCAAGAUUGCAAUAACCUAGCGAUUCAGCAACUUCCAGGUCUUAUACUACCUACUGGUAGCCUCAAGAGGUCCUCCAAGACACACCAAUUCUUGCCUCUGAAACAAAUCAUCAACAAGGAUGAUAACCAAGAUAGCCCUGCGCCUAACAAACCGCUAAUGCUAACAAUCCCGCUAGCUGGUAAAUAUUGCGGGUCUUAUCGAGGGUGGCUGAUCUUGGAGGACAGAAACGAGGAAGCAUUCACCAAUAAAAUAAACAAGGACAUGCUUGUCCUGAAUCCUGUCUCGGGUGAAAAAUUCGAACUUCCUGAUGUGUCCACACUCCCUCCUUAUGGCACAGGCGGUGUUCCAUCAUGGUAUCCUAGAUCAUGCUCUAUUGAGAAAGUUGUUUUAUCUUGUUGUCCAAACCCCUUAGAAGCAAAUUCAUGCUUGGUCUUGGCCAUUUAUAACUAUGGUCAGAUUGCUUAUUGCAAAUUGGGAAACAGAGAGUGGAGAAGCAUUGGAUUUGGACAUUCUUCAAUUGACCACGAGGGUUAUUUGGACGCGGUUUAUUGCCACGACCGGUUUUAUGUGUUGCAUGUAACUAAGAAGUUAUUCGUCUGUAAUUUCGACGGGUCUGAUCUAUGUAUCAAUGAAUUGAUAAACAGUGUUCCACGCACUCGGAAUUCCAGUUUCAAAACGUUCGAGCAUCUAUACUUGGUGGAAGCACAAGGCGAGUUGUUGAUUGUGGUGCGCAGAAAGGACGGAGGUGAUCAACCUGCACUAACCUCACAGUUCCUAUUGUACAAACUGGAUUCCGAUUCCUAUUAUCGGGAUAAACAUGAAAAAGUUAAUGACUAUGAUUGGGAUAAACAUCAAGUCGGGAGUUUGGGUGAUUAUGCCCUAUUUCUGGGACCAACGCAGAUGCAACCAUUUACUUUACCAGAGUCAGAGGCAUCGAGCUUGAAGGGAAAUUGCAUCUAUUACACGGAUCAAUCUGUCAAUGCAAAGGGCUGCAAGAAUAAGCAAAUAAGAUAUGAUGCAGGUGUCUAUAACUUGGAGACCGCUUGUUUUGAGCAAUUCCGUACUACUUCCUCCACAAAAAAGAUGCAUAUGAUUUGGAUUACCCCCCAUGGCAUAAUGUAG
Molecule: messenger RNA, 1146 nt
Organism: Populus nigra (black poplar)
Lineage: Eukaryota; Viridiplantae; Streptophyta; Magnoliopsida; Malpighiales; Salicaceae
Product: putative F-box protein At5g55150
Exons: 1
Coding region: 1-1146 (381 amino acids)
Source: RefSeq, a predicted model, not a curated record